This is a messenger RNA of Kluyveromyces lactis, 960 nucleotides long. RefSeq names its product ubiquitin-specific protease OTU1 (gene OTU1). Gene Ontology annotation, molecular function: cysteine-type deubiquitinase activity. Lineage: Eukaryota; Fungi; Ascomycota; Saccharomycetes; Saccharomycetales; Saccharomycetaceae. The transcript has a single exon. Gene Ontology annotation, biological process: endoplasmic reticulum unfolded protein response; protein deubiquitination. The coding region runs from base 1 to 960 and encodes 319 amino acids. The record is from RefSeq and is a predicted model, not a curated record. Gene Ontology annotation, cellular component: nucleus; cytosol.
AUGAGGGUCAAGGUAUCUAUUUCUGGGAAGAGCGACAAAGUUUUAACUGUCGAAGCCGAAUGUGAUUUGGAAACAUUUCAGGGACUCAUUCUGUCCUCAUAUGAAGAUGAUCUAUCAUUGCAGAGUAUGCGGUACGGAUUCCCACCUCAGAGUAUACUUUUUCAGGGGAAUGAGGCUAAGACACUUGAAGAGCUAGGAAUAUGCAAUGGGGAACGGAUCAUAGUGAGCCUGAGUAAAGCCGAUGAAGCUAUUGCCACCAGAACACAACCAAGUAUUAAUGCCAGUAAAGCAAAUACACUACCCAAUAAAGAAGUGAAAAAGAAGCCCACUGGUAAAUCUGAAAGUGUACAGAUAGAUUCAACUAGAGCACUACAACUCCAUGAAGUGCCCGAUGACAAUUCGUGUCUAUUCCAUGCUAUAUCCUAUGCUGUCUACAAGAACAUUUCACUGUCAUCAGAACUACGGGGAGUUGUGGCGUCAGAAGUCCGGAGAGACCCAUUUGAAUAUUCAGAUGCUAUUCUUGGCAGGCCGAAUCAUGAAUACAGUGAGUGGAUAAUGAAACAUUCUUCAUGGGGAGGUGGUAUCGAGAUUGCAAUAUUAUCGAAACAUUUUCAGUAUGCGAUAUACGUGCUCGAUGUGGAUGCACGUAAAUUCGAGAAAUUCAACGAGGAUUUAUACGAUAAAUUUAUUAUUAUAGCAUAUAACGGAGUUCAUUAUGAUACGGUAGAGAUAUUUGAUGGAACUCAGCAUCAAACUGUAUUUGACAUCGGAGAGAAAGAUACUGAAUUCCUUUUACAAAAAACACAGGAGAUCGCGAAGAAGAUGAAAAGAGAGGGGAAGUCUUUCAAUACUGCAAGAGAUUCAAUUUUAUGCAAUACUUGUGGCACCACCUUGAUUGGAGAACGAGAGGUGAGCAAGCACGCUGAGAAAACUGGUCAUGUUGAUUUUAGGCAAAAAUAA